Molecule: messenger RNA, 1317 nt
Organism: Clonostachys rhizophaga
Lineage: Eukaryota; Fungi; Ascomycota; Sordariomycetes; Hypocreales; Bionectriaceae
Source: the annotation of a GenBank genome assembly
AUGAGUUCUUCACUCAUAACGACGCUUCCGACAUGCGCUCUGAAAUGUUUCAUAUCGGCCAUCAACAAUUCAACAUGUUCGUUGACUGACACCGCGUGUGCCUGCGGGAACGCCGCUCUUGCGCAACAGGCCACUGUCUGCAUCAGGAGCGGCGUAUGCACUAUUAGAGAGCAACUCGCCGCGAAAAACAUCACGAGCGCCUCCUGUGGCAUCGAGCCCGCGACGACCUACGCUUAUAUUCCCAUCACGCUUACCUUCAUUGCGCUGGCGGCAGUAACCGGGGGAGUUCGAUUAUUAUCACGUUUAGCUUUUGGACUCAAGCUCUGGUGGGAUGAUUGGAUGAGCUUCACGGCUCUGGCUGCCUGCAUUGGCUACACUGCCACGAUGGUUGCCUGUAAAAGCAGGGGGUUCGGCAUGGAUAUCUGGGCUGUUUCUUUCGAUGAGAUCCCAUUUUUGCUCCGGGUCAACUACGUGAUGAACGUCCUCUACGUCUUCACCCGCAUGCUCAUCCGAAUCUCCAUCGUCCUAUUUUAUAUGCGCAUCUUCCAAUUCGAUUCAGCUAAGCGCGUUAUGAGAAUCGCUAUGGCAGUCGCCAUAAUAGUAUCUAUGCCGGCAAUCUUUGGUAGCAUGUUCCUGUGUACGCCCAUAUCAUACUACUGGAUGCGAUGGGACGGGGGUGCGGAAGGCCACUGCGUCGACUCUCGAUCCUACAUUUGGUCUAUCUGGCUUAUCCUCAUUGUGAGCGAUCUAUUUAUCAUGGGCGCGCCGCUCCCCUUUGUGGUCAGGCUCCAGCUUUCAUGGAGAAGAAAGCUUUUGAUAUCCAUCAUGUUUUGUACUGGCCUCGUAGUUGUCGCUAUCACGGGAUACAAGCUUAAGCACAUCGAAGAAUUCAUCGGAAAAACAAAUCCCACUUACGACGUGGUACCAAUGGCCGUUUGGGCAGCUGUGGAACUGGAUCUUGGAGUGAUAUGCGCUUGUAUGCCCAGUAUGCCAGUGCUCUUCUACGGCAUGAGAGAACGCGUAAAAGGAACGAAGAGGAGUUCCCUAGUUACGCCCAAAUACCCAGGGUCAGGGUCCGCAUCUCGAUACGCCAUGAUCUCGGGUAACAAGUCAAGCGACAAAGGCCUCCAGUCGCUUUCUUCCCUCAACGGACAGCAGCCGCACUUUGAGCCGGAGAAUGGCCAGAUCGCUCUGGUGACCGUGGUUCAGCAGGCCAGGGAGACGUACGUCAAAGAAGAUGACAUUCCCCUUGACGACCGAAGUACGGAUUUUGUCAGGCCACGAAGAACUAAUUUUGAGAGUCGAGCAUGGUCAUGA